Molecule: messenger RNA, 762 nt
Organism: Microthlaspi erraticum
Lineage: Eukaryota; Viridiplantae; Streptophyta; Magnoliopsida; Brassicales; Brassicaceae
Source: the annotation of a GenBank genome assembly
AUGGCUUUGGCAGAAGUGGCUAUCUUUGCUGACACUAACUUGGGAACCCGAAUCGUCGUGACAGUUCCUUUGGAUAUCAAAGCAGCAGAUUUCAAGAGGAAACUUGAGAAAACACACGCAAGUUGCUUACCGAGCUUAGGGGAGAUACGAGUUCAUGGUCUAAUGGUUAAACGAAAGUCUCAGUUUUUCUACGUUGCCGAGUCUGUGCCUAUAAAAUACAUCUUCGGGGAUCACCAAAAGCCCUGUUUUGUCCACGCAGAAGCUACACUUGUGAACAGAUCACAAGAGCCAAGAGUAUCCAACAGUACUGACUCCGGUUCUGAUAAGUCCCUUGAAGGCGUCGUUGGAUUGAUCCAUGGUGAAAGCAAGAAGGUCAAGGCUUCUCUGGCCAAACCUGAUUCCAGGAAUCCAGCAUCCCCUGAAAAGAGCGAGUUUCUUGCUCCUGAACCUGAAACCAUAGUAAGAUCUUCACUGUCAACAGCAAGAGCUGCAGAUAUGAAAAGCUCCGAAUGUAUCAACAGCUUCGUACCAAAAACGCCGGAGAGGAAACCUGGAGAUGUGCUGAGUAAAAGUGAAAUGAUAAGCAAGAAACUGAUUGUAGCUGCAAACAACAUCAGAAUGCAAGGAAAGACUCGUAUGUCAUCUUCACUAUCAUCAUCUAUUUUCAGAAGCAAGUCUCGCAUUAAGAGAUCUGUAGAUGGUAAGACAAUCACUUCUCUUGCAAAAUUUCUUGUCUUUGAGAUACCUGAUACUGAGGAUUAA